Cynara cardunculus var. scolymus (artichoke) is the source of this 765-nucleotide messenger RNA. RefSeq names its product truncated transcription factor CAULIFLOWER A-like. Gene Ontology annotation, cellular component: nucleus. The transcript has 8 exons. Lineage: Eukaryota; Viridiplantae; Streptophyta; Magnoliopsida; Asterales; Asteraceae. Gene Ontology annotation, biological process: positive regulation of transcription by RNA polymerase II. Bases 1 to 765 code for a protein of 254 amino acids. The record is from RefSeq and is a predicted model, not a curated record. Gene Ontology annotation, molecular function: RNA polymerase II cis-regulatory region sequence-specific DNA binding; protein dimerization activity; DNA-binding transcription factor activity, RNA polymerase II-specific.
AUGGGAAGAGGAAGGGUGCAGUUGAAGAGGAUCGAGAACAAGAUUAGCAGACAGGUGACAUUCUCCAAAAGAAGAACUGGGUUGUUGAAGAAAGCUCAUGAGAUCUCUGUGUUGUGUGAUGCUGAUGUUGCUCUCAUUGUUUUCUCCACUAAAGGCAAACUCUUUGAGUACGCCACUCACUCCAGUAUGGAGGCCAUUCUUGAAAGGUAUGAACGAUACUCGUAUGCAGAAAAGCUGCUUACUGCACCUGAAACAGAAACACAGGGAAGCUGGACUCUUGAGUCAUCAAAGCUCAGGGCUAAGAUUGAGGUCCUAGAAAAGAACAUAAGGCACUAUGUUGGGGAAGAUCUCGAGCCGUUGAACCUUCGAGAGCUUCAAAGUGUAGAACAACAACUUGAGACCGCUCUUAAACGAAUUCGAACAAGGAAGAAUCAAGUCAUGCAUGAGUCCAUCUCAGAACUUCAUAAAAAGGAGAGAGCACUGCAAGAGCAAAACAAUUCACUCUCUAAGAAGUUGAAGGCGAAUGAGAAGAACGGUGACCAACGAAAUGCAGGGUUUCAGUUACCUCAGUCUCAGCCACCACCACCACCACCGCCACCGCCACCGCCGCCACCACCACCACCACAUCAUUUAGCUCCUCUUACAUUCGGGAGUGGAUCGUUCCAAGGAGCAGCAGUGAUGAGGGAUGAUGAAUCAAUUCAAGCUCAUACGAACAUGUCUGCUUCGAUGAUGCCGCCAUGGCUACUUCGUCACAUUAACCAAUAA